This is a messenger RNA of Cucurbita moschata (crookneck pumpkin), 627 nucleotides long. Its product is annotated as putative invertase inhibitor. Gene Ontology annotation, molecular function: enzyme inhibitor activity. Bases 30 to 578 code for a protein of 182 amino acids. Gene Ontology annotation, biological process: negative regulation of catalytic activity. NCBI's taxonomy places the organism in Eukaryota, Viridiplantae, Streptophyta, Magnoliopsida, Cucurbitales, Cucurbitaceae. The record is from RefSeq and is a predicted model, not a curated record. The transcript has a single exon.
AAAAAAACAAACAAACAAAAACAAAAAUCAUGUCUUCCCUGUCUUUAUCCAUCAUUCCCUUAUUGUUCUUGUUCAUGUUCUUCUCCGAUCUUCCCAUCACUCAAUCUUCCAACAACAAAUCCUCCCUCACCUACAAAACUUGCAAAACCAGCUCUGACCAAAACCCCAACAUCUCCCUCAACUUCUGCCUAACGUCUCUCGGGCACGGCGCCACCAGUCUCCGCCGCCUCGGCCUCCUCUCCAUCCGCUUGAUUCGACGCAACGUGAGCACCACACGCCACCUUAUCAAGAAGUUACGAAAAAACAAACGGCUAGACGACCCGUUGAUUAAAUUGUGUUUGACUGAUUGUUUGGAGCUUUAUUCUGAUGCGACCCUAAUGGUGAAACAAGCGCGUAAGGAUUACAAGGCCGAACGAUACUUUGAGGCAAACUUGAUGAUCACCUCGGUUAUGAAUGGAUGUUCAACUUGUGAAGAUGGAUUCAAGAAGAAAAUGGUAAUUUCACCGUUGACUAACAUGAAUCAUAAUGUCUUUGAACUGUCCGCUAUUGCACUAUCCAUCAUUAAUAUGCUUGCUUGAGUCUACAACGUCGUAUCAUUUUAGAAUAUGGUAUCGUCAAAUUUGAGUC